This is a messenger RNA of Salvia splendens (bonfire salvia), 1253 nucleotides long. RefSeq names its product nuclear transcription factor Y subunit A-2. Gene Ontology annotation, biological process: regulation of DNA-templated transcription. Gene Ontology annotation, cellular component: CCAAT-binding factor complex. NCBI's taxonomy places the organism in Eukaryota, Viridiplantae, Streptophyta, Magnoliopsida, Lamiales, Lamiaceae. The record is from RefSeq and is a predicted model, not a curated record. Gene Ontology annotation, molecular function: DNA-binding transcription factor activity; DNA binding. The transcript has 6 exons. Bases 135 to 920 code for a protein of 261 amino acids.
CAUUUCCUCCCACUACUAUACACAUACCUUGUUUGCCUCUCUCUCUCUCUCUAGGCGGCUCUGUUUGAAAUUUACCGACAGUUUUGGAUUAAUUAGACGGCUGUUUUCUUCCCCUUGUAAGAUAACAGAUCAAAAUGACCAUGCACACAAUAUUCUUCAAAGAAAAUGAAGGGAUUUUCCAAGAUCCACAGGAGAUUCCUCUCUGGAGUGUGGUGGGAUCUCCGCCGCCGCCGAAGGUGCUGUCUCUGGCCGGAAAGAAUCUUCAGUUAGGUGUGGCUAAGGAAUCUGAUGAAGAUCGGCGAGUUCUUGCAAAGGAAGAUUCCACUCACUUCACUGUUUUUCCUGUCCAAGAUGCUUCGAUGGAACAUGAGGGACAGUUCAAGCUCGGAUUUGGCCAACCACUGGUUUGUGCUCAGUAUCCUUAUAAUGCAGAGCAAUCCUAUGGUAUAUAUCCAGCUCAAAUUGAGGGAAGUCGUAUGAUGCUUCCGUCGAGCGUUGCUAUUGAAGGAGGACCUAUUUUUGUGAAUGCUAAGCAAUACAAUGCAAUCAUGAGACGUCGGCGGUGUCGUGCAAAGGCAGAAUCAAAGAAUCAAGAGAUGAAAACUCGCAAGCCUUAUAUGCACCUGUCCCGCCAUCUCCACGCCGUACGCCGCCACAGGGGCGUCGGCGGCCGCUUCCUCAGCGCAAAAGGCUCCAACACCGACGAAAAAACCAGGGCCACUAAGCAGCAAGCAAACCACGUGCAUCCGCAGCCGACGACCGAGUCACAGAUGUCUGAAGUCCUAGAAUCCGACGGCGGCCAUCGUUCCACAAAAACAAGCAGUGGCUCCGAGGUUACUAGCUACCUCCAUCACUUCGAGUUCGAUCUUCUCCAGCCUUCUUUUCCGCCGUAUAUGGCUAGUAACUAUCUCAAAGUGUGAGGGUGUAGUGAGCGAAUCGACUCGGUCGAUGGCGUUGGGUUCCCUAGCGAUGGCGAUGGGGCUAAUGCUGUUGAGUGAUAUGAUUUGUUCACUUGGGCAACUCAUUCUUGGCUAAUCAUCAUCUCCUUUUGUUGAAAAGAAAAAAGUGUGUUAGAGGUUUGUAAUAACGUUUGGGGGAGUUGCAUUUCCAGAGCUUCUGAUGUUGCUUCUCCCUUUCUGAAUACUUUGUUUCUUGUGUUUGUUAUGUGUGUUUCAACUUUCCUUUCGCAUGUAAACAAUGGUUUGGAUCUUUCUAUUGUAAAAUGGUACUACUAUACUUUUGUUUUGUACUCA